Messenger RNA from Halteromyces radiatus, 459 nucleotides. RefSeq lists its product as uncharacterized. Lineage: Eukaryota; Fungi; Mucoromycota; Mucoromycetes; Mucorales; Cunninghamellaceae. The record is from RefSeq and is a predicted model, not a curated record. The coding region runs from base 1 to 459 and encodes 152 amino acids. The transcript is spliced from 6 exons.
AUGUCAAUCAUAGAGUUCUGUUCUUGUGGAAGUCUGACUCCUUCUUUGAUUCCCUCAUAUUCAUCUAUACACAUGGCGGUGGAAUCUCUUUCAGGUCUUUCAGUUCAUUGUACUGCCUUCAUUUUCUCAUGUAAUACAAGGCGUAUUCUCACAUCUCUUGAUGUUAUUAUAGAGCAAGGUGAUAGUUUUGAAAUCAUCGAUGUCAUGUCACCUUCAUCAAAUGGAAAAAGAAUAACAAUAGGUCAACUAACGGCAAUACGCUUAGCAGGAUAUGAGGCAAUCAAAAAAGGAAAAUUAUUUAUGGACAUCUUUAUUGCUGUUUACUCAGCUAUCCUCCCUUCGAAAUAUCGUUUGGCAAUCAUCAUCAAGGCGAUAACUUCAGAUACGAUCAAUGGCAUUUUCAGAAAAACUCACAUUUUUCUGAUGAUGAUUGCUGUAGGCUUGUUCAUUUUUGAAUAA